AUGGAUCCAUCUGAUGAAUCUUCAGGUAAUAUACGAGUGGUUUGUCGCUUUCGGCCACUCAACGAAAAAGAGAAACUCAUCGAAGAGUCAGUUUGUGUGACUUUUGACCCAGAUAAUCGAACUGUCGCUAUAAAAUCCGAAGGAGAGCCGCAAAGGUUUUCAUAUGAUUACGUAUUUAACCCUUCAACUCCUCAAGCUCAAAUCUACCAAAUCGGUGCAAGACCUAUUAUAGACGCUAUCAUGCAAGGAUUCAAUGGAACCGUCUUUGCUUAUGGGCAGACUUCUUCAGGAAAAACUUUUACUAUGACAGGAGUUUUGGGCGAUAAGAAUUUGAUGGGCAUCAUUCCAAGAAUGGUUGGCGACGUCUUUUCAAAGAUCCUUAAUUCAGAUUCCCAUAUCGAGUUUUCAGUGAAAGUCGGCUAUUGCGAAAUUUAUAUGGAAAAAAUCAAAGAUCUCCUUGAACCGUCUAAGAAUAACUUAAAAAUUCACGAAGAUAAAAUAAGAGGAGUUUUUAUUGAGGACUUGACUGAAAGGUAUGUGUCAAGUGAAGAAGAAGUUUUUGAGCUGAUGAAUAUUGGUACAAGCAAUAGAGAAGUGGGGUACACACAUAUGAACGCUGGAUCAUCAAGGUCGCAUUCUAUAUUUUGUGUGACUUUAUCUCAGACAAAUUCUUUAGAUUUUUCAACAAAAACUGGGAAAUUGUAUUUAGUGGAUUUGGCUGGGUCUGAGAAAGUUGGAAAAACGGGGGCUGAAGGAAAGAGAUUAGAAGAAGCUAAAAAUAUCAAUAAAAGCUUGACUGCCCUGGGACAGGUCAUAAAUGCAUUAACUGAUGGGAAAAGCUCUCAUGUGCCUUAUCGAGAUUCAAAGCUAACGAGAGUGCUGCAGGAUUCGCUUGGUGGGAAUUCAAAAACUGCGUUAAUUAUUACAUGUUCGCCGUCUGCUUAUAAUGAAGCAGAGACGGUUAGUACACUACGUUUUGGAAUCAGAGCAAAGUCGAUUAAAAAUAAAGCAAAAGUUAAUAAAGAGUAUACUGUUGCAGAAUUAAAGCUUAUGCUGGCUAAGGCUAAAGAGGAUAUUCAUAUGAGAGAUAAAAAAAUUGAGAUGCUUGAGCAAAAAUUAGGGAAACCUUUUGUUUAUGAAGAGGCAGACACAAAAUGUGACUCAAAAGAAGAGUCAUAUACAAAGUCUGAUUCGAAAGAAGACUUUAAGGAAGACACUAACGCUCCUAUUUAAGAGUGAACAAAUCAAUAAGAAGAGUAUGAUUUUUGGGAAAAUUAGCCCCCUGAAAUAAAGAAAGUUUUAAAUAUAUUCUUUAAAAAAUAUUUUUAUAUAUAAUAAGAACUUUUAUAUAUAAUAAGAGAUUUUAUAAUGAGAUCUCUAGCUAAUUAUAUUAAAUUUUUUAAAUUUUCUGCAUUUUUUAAACACAAAUAUUUUUUAAUUAAAGUAGUUUUUUUCAAAUAUUUGCAAAUUAACUAUAAUGUUUAUAUAAAAUUAAAUAGAAGCGACAAAAUUUUAAAAAAUUAGGAAGAGUAAGGAAGAAAGUGAAGUAGAAAUUUCAAAAGUUUCUGUUUUAGAUGAUAUUGUCAUAGAGCUAGAAGAAGCCAGAACCAGAUUGACUAAUGAAGUAGAAAAAAAUAUGAAAUUAAGAGCUAUCAUUGCUGAAAAUCAAAAGGAAAUUGAAGAACUUAGAGGGGAUUAUACAAACACGAAUUAAAUUUAACACAAGAGUUAGGUUUUGAAAAUUUUUUUAAUAAAAAUUAACUAUAUCAUUCUUAAUAUACCAUCAUUAUAAUCAUCAUAAUGAAGUAUAUAAUUUUUUGAGGCUCGUUUUGGCUUUUGAGAGAUACGGGAUGUCCAUAAAAUGAAGAUACAAUAUUUAAUUAAAAGAAAAGAGUUAGUAUCUCUUAUAAAUAAGAAAAACAUCAUGUCCUUCAGGUAACUCAUAAUAAGGAGCAAAAAAACCAUUAAAUUUGACUGUAAAAAAUUUUUUUUUAUAUCACAAAAUAGAAGAUUCUAGAUCUCCACAAAAAUGGAAACAGUUGAGUCCUUAAUAAAAAAGACCUAGUAACUAACUCCCCCCCUCCGUGAGUGAACAAAAAAUUUUGUUCACUCACGAAGGGGGGUUAAUUUUUUUUUUAAAAAAUUUUAUAUAGAUUUUAUAAAAAAUUUUUUUUUUCUUCGAAAUUUAAAAAAACCCUAAUUCGCAAAAUUUUGAAAGCAAAUAUUAAUUUAAUUUAUAAAAUUUAUGUUUUAAAAAAGCAAUUCGUUUAAAAUUAAACAGAAUUAGCUCUAGAUUUCAUUAUACUAAUUAUCAUUUAUAUAUAAACUUUUUUUCCAUAAAAAAUUUUUCUAUUAAAAAAAAAUUUUUUUUCACUCACGGAAGGUGGGUUUUUGGGCAAAAAAUAGGGAUUUUUCUAAUGGUUUUGUUCACUCACGGAGGGGGGGGAGUAAGCAAAAUAGACGAUACCAGCAAUUCAUCAAUGCAACCUAACGGUCUAGAUAAUUUGCGAGAGUCUAAUGAAAAUAAAAAAAUUUCGAUAAACGCUUGCUUCAAUAAAAAACGGAAUUGUUAUGUUUAUAAGUCAAAGUUCAGCCAGUUAAAUAAAAACGAAAUCCAUCUCUUUUUCUCAAGAGAUAACGGUUUAUUAGGUGCUGCAAAAACUCGCUUAAAAAGACCGUUAUAUUUGCGCAAAAAUUAAUAUAAUUUCUGCACCGAUUUGCGUUGCAACACACAUUAAUAUAGUGAAACGAUGCUUUAUUUUGAGCCUUAUUUAUAUCAGAUUUUAUGUCUUAUAUAAGAGAAUUCAAUAUGAUCUAAUAUUUCGAAACUAUCAGCUCAUGAAAAUGCGAAAUCGUUUUGCUCAGCGAAAAAAACAUUAAACAGAGUUCCUUAAAAAAGAAAAUUUAUUUUUUUAAGAAAAAUAAUUAAAAUUUUGUUAUUAAAUACUUUUAAUAAUAAAAUGGCAUUCGGUUCGAGAGAAAUUAGCUUUGCUAAUUUUCUCUCCCUCAUGGAAUUUUAUUAUUAGGGUUAGGUUUUCACUCGCGAACUUCUGGACAGCAACAGCGGUUUAACUUUGGGGAUAACCAAAGGAACCACUCCUCAGUCCACUCAAGAUCUCGGGCUUUUACCUCUCAGCACAUCCCCACGGGAGGAUGACCCUUAGGCGGAACACGCGCAGGAGCUGAGUCGAGCGACAAGGGCGACGGCAACGUGCCGGGUGAGACGUGCAGCAAGGCCGGUGAAGCAGGAGUUGAUAGAAGGCUUGGACGGGGCUGACCCGAACCAAGAUGGCUCGCCUACGUCAUCAGUUUUGCCAUAGGCCCUUUUGGGCUGCGGCACUAGACACCUUAAACACCAGAUAAUUAAGUAAGUAAGUUAUUAAAUACUUUUAGAGCAAGCUUUGCUUAUUUAUUGCGCUUUUUUGUAUAAAUAAUAACAAUAUUUAAGGUAAAACCUUACUUAUCUCAGUUCUAAGUGUACCUCUUUCAGUGUCUAUUAAAGAUAUUAAAAUUAUUAAAAAACUUAUAAAAACCUUUUUUAAGGAAAUUUACCUAAAAAAUAUCGCAAAUUUUGGUCAUUGUUUUGAUAUAUUUUGAAAGAAUAUGUCUUGAAAAAGGUUUUUAUAUUUUUUUAAUUAUUUGAAUAUAUUUAAUAGCCACUGAAAGAGGCAUACUUAGAACUGAAAUAAGUAAGGUUUUACCUUAAAAUAUUGUUAUUAUUUAUACAAAAAAAUGCAAUAAAUAAGCAAAGCUUGCUCUAAAAGUAUUUAGUAGCAAAAUUUUAAUUUAAUUUUCUUAAAAAAAUAAAUUUCUUUUUUAAGGAGCUCUGUUUAAUGUUUUUUUCGCUGAGCAAACGAUUUCGCAUUUUCAUGAGCUGAUAGUUUCGAAAUAUUAGAUCAUAUUAAAUUCUCUUAUAUAAGACAUAAAAUUUAAUAUAAAUAAGGCUCAAAAUAAAGCAUCGUUUCACUAUAUUAAUGUGUGUUGCAACGCAAAUCGGUGCAGAAAUUAUAUUAAUUUUUGCACAAAUAUAAAGGUCUUUUUAAGCAGGUUUUUGCAGCACCUAAUAAACCGUUAUCUCUUGAGAAAAAGAGAUGAAAUUCGUUUUUUACUGAGAUGACUUAAACCCAAUUUAGUGACAUAAUGAUUUAUUUUUUUUUAUUAAGAGAAGCGUUUAUUGAUUUUUUAAUAUAUUCAGAAUGGAAUUGCAAGCAAGGUAUAACGUCAGUUUGCUAUUAAGGAUCCCCCCCCUCAUUUGUCCAAUUUUCUAGUCUUUUAUCAUUUGCCCAUUUUUCUAGUCUUUUUUAUAGGAAAAAAAAUUUUUUUAGUACCUCAUUUCAAUUGUCCAAUUUUCUAGUCAAAAUUUUGAUAGAAAAAAAAUAUUUUUUCAGGACCUCGAUUGUCUCAUUUUCUAGUUUUUCAAGUAAAAAACUAAAAUUUAGGAGAUUCGAAAAAAAUCCAAAAAAGACUAGAAAAUGGGACAAAUCAUUUUUAACUAGAUUUUGGGACAAAUGAGGUCCUGAAAAUUUUUUUUAUCCUAUAAAAAAAAGACUAGAAAUUGGGACAAAUGAGGGGGGGAUCCUUAUAUGAAACUGUCAGAUCUUAUUUCUAGUACACACAAUUAAAAUGGCGAGCCAUCCGACCCGUCCUUCUCCUGUACCCUUAGGGACUACGGGGUUAAGAAGUAAACGGGGCCUGGAUAUUGUGUCCAGGGUGGGUUUUUUUACCUUGGUCGGGACACCACGACAAGGUUUUUUUUUACCUCUCACAAAGACAAGAAGACCAGAGCCGCAGAAUCAGGAGUCAAACUUCAGGACUAGAAGGAAAGUGAGGAAGCUUGUAGUGGAGCUUAGGGGACCUGAAGGAGAUUCCGGGAGGCUACUUUUCACCCUCCCCAGAAAGGACGGCGCCGGGUCACUAGACCCUGAUCAAGGAGUACCUGGGUGAGUCUCCCUGUUAGAUGGCGACGUCACCAUUUUUUGGUGACGUCGACAGAAAAUGGAGUGAGCUACAGAGCCGGUGCAUAGGGCGCAAGCCUGAAGCUGGCAGCGCUGGGUAGAGGCUGAAAUAAACCUCCGUGACCCGCUAAACUAAUUAAUCUAAUUAUUUCUAGUACAUAUAAGUUGCUUAUUUAAUAGACUUAACAGUAUCAUAGUUUAUAUAGCCAACAAGCUUUUUUCAUUAAGACAUAAAAAAAAAAAUUUUACCGUCAAAUUUAAUGGUUUUUUGCUCCUUAUUAUAAGUUACUUAUAGUACAUAAUGAUAUCUUAUUGAUCUGAAACACUGGCUCUUUUCUUUUAAUUACAUAUUGGUUUCUUAUAUUGUAUACAGCCCGUAUCUCUCAAAAGCCAAACGAGCCAUUUUUUGAUAUCAAGAACUAAUGAAGUUAGAGAUAAAAAUACAAUAAAUGAGGAGUUACUGAAAGAAAAAGAUGAACAAAUUGAAAUUCUUUCAGCUGAAAUCCAAGAUUUAAAGAAUGAAAUGAGAAAUAUGUGUGAUACAAAAUUUGAUCUGGAGCAGUCAUUUUGUGAAAUAGAAGCAUUGCAUUCAAAGUCUGAAUUUAACGACCAAAGCCCAUUCUUAGGAGAUACCACUCCUUCUAAAUCAGCUUUGAAAGAACAGCUCGAAGAAGAGAUGUCUAAAAAUGAGAAUUUAUUAAUGAAGAUCAAUGAGUUUGAAAAUUUGCUUGAAGCUAAAUCAGAAGUAGAAUUAGACAAAGAAAAAUUGAACGGUGACAAACAAGAAUUAAUAAAAGAACUGCAAAAAAAAUCUGAAAAAAUUGUCAAGCUUGAAUGCGAACUUGAUGAAUCAAAACAAAAUUAUAGAAAUUUGGAAUCAACUUGGAAAAAGGAAUUUAAUUAUUUAAAAGAUAUUUCAGUUAGUCUGGGGAAAAAUUUAGAGUUAGUUUCAGCUAGUUAUAAUCAAAUCUCUAAACUCCCUAUUCAAUAAUAUUUUUUAAUAUUUUCUUUUGGGACCAUUUACAGCUGUUUAUUUGUUUACAUACGAAAAAAUUUAUUAAUUUAAAGUACUUUAUAGGCCGUUAAAUUCAAUUCGUCAUCUUUCAAUCAAUUUUACUUCUUUAAAAUUGUUUUGAGUAGCCAGGUAGCUUUGAAAUUUCAGAAAAAAGCGCUUUGAAUUGAUAAAUCCUAUUUGCUUUAACAAAAAAGGAUAAAAUUGUCAAAGGCCUCUCAAAAAGCAAAGAAUAUUCCCCAAUUAAAAUUAAGCCCAUCUUGCGGACUAUAUAAAGAGGCCUUAAUUAUUAUAUUUUAAAUUGUAAAAACUCGGUAAAUAGUAAAAAUUAAUAAAAAAUUUUGGAGAAAAAAGACAUACGAGAGAUUUGCGCUAUGAAAUGAUGUAAGGAAAAAGCUGAACUAGUCAUAGAAAAGAAAUCAUUGGAAAGGAAAAUGACGAAGAUUGCCAAAAGAGCAAAAAUUGCAGAAGAAGAGCUUAAGAAAAUCAAAGAAUUGCAAAGUCUUUGCAAACAAGAAACUUCAAAGGAUAAAAUAAAAGUCAAAACUGUAGAAAUAGCAGCCAAAAACUUAUUGGAUCCAAAGUAUUUGCAUCAAAAGCCUGUUUUGAAAACCUCUUUGAAUGCACCUAUGAUGAAUUAUAACAUAAAAAAGACCAUAACAGGAGGCCAAGGAGUGGCCAGAAUAACAGGAGGCCCAGGAGUGGCCAGAAUGACAGGAGGGGGAGGUCCAGGAAUAACCAGAAGAUCAUUUGCAACUUUGCAAAUGCUGGAUGCUAUAAAGAAAGCAGAUAAAAGCAAAAAUGAUAGUUCGACUGAAAUUGAUCCCAAUGAUCUAUCAUCAUCAUCUUCUUCGGGAAAAGAAAAAUGCAUUGUAUUUUAG
Blepharisma stoltei is the source of this 6848-nucleotide messenger RNA. Lineage: Eukaryota; Ciliophora; Heterotrichea; Heterotrichida; Blepharismidae. The record is from the annotation of a GenBank genome assembly.